Molecule: messenger RNA, 2559 nt
Organism: Neocloeon triangulifer
Lineage: Eukaryota; Metazoa; Arthropoda; Insecta; Ephemeroptera; Baetidae
Product: leucine-rich repeat protein SHOC-2-like
Exons: 9
Coding region: 109-1680 (523 amino acids)
Molecular function (GO): protein binding
Source: RefSeq, a predicted model, not a curated record
UGGUUGUUUACAGAGCCUUCUUGUUACAGAGCAAGAAGAAUAAUUAUUCUUGUUACAGAGUAAAUCGGCUGCCAAAAAAAAUUGUGUUUUUGUUUUUCACUUUUGUCCAUGGACGAAACGAUGGUGCUUGCGGGGACCCCACCUGCAUCACGAAGCAGACGGGACCCGUGGAAACUUUCGCCCAUCCCACCCUUAUCGCCGCCACUGUUGCUCUUCCAUCCCCAUCCACCGCCUGCGUUUUCGCGACUCACCAAAAAAGUGAUCGAUUGGAAUGACCAAGGGUUAACUUCGGUGCCAAAAAGUCUGCAGCACGUGUUGGAUUCAGAAGUUCUAGAGGCUCGGCGCAACAGGUUGGAAUUCCUGAACGUCCGGCUGAAAACGCUGACCAACUUGGUGUGGGUCGAUUUGCGGCACAACUCGUUCCAGACCGUCCCUGUCGCAAUUCUGGGCCUUCCGCGGCUGCAGCACUUGGACCUGAGCCACAACAAGCUGGUGCACGCCGAGUGCACUUGUCCGGCGUGGCUUGGCUCUAUCGAAACUGUCCUGCUCGACCACAAUUGUCUGACCGGCCUGCCCGGCUGGUUCAUCAACGCUCCAAGACUCACCCUCUUGUCCCUCAACCACAACUGCAUGAACUUUGAAAUUCCUUCACUCACGCAGCGCUUUUUUAUUUUGUCCGGAUACAAGUCAAUUGCACCUCUGCAGAGCAACUUGAAGGCUUUGAAUCUGCAGAACUGUGGACUCACUAGCCUCCCGUUGGGUUUGCGUCUCAUGAAGAAAAUCACACACUUAAAUCUGGGCAACGAAGACACUUCCGUUUCAAAAUGUGGAGAAAAUGUCAACAGCAGUCCUGAAAUUGGCUUUGCAUUGAGCAGCACCUUGGAAGUCCUCGAUUUGCGAAAUUUGGGUCUGUGGAAACUUCCUGACAAACUUGACCACCUGACGAGUCUUCGGAUCAUUAUUUUGCGGGGAAAUUUCUUCAGUUUCCUGCCCGAAAGCUUCACACAAAUGGACGCAUUGGAGUGGGUUGAUCUUUCAAAAUGCUGCCUCACAGAUUUGCCUUUGGCAAUGGGAAAGUUGUGGCGCCUACGUUGCCUCAAAUUGUCCAGAAACAAGGUUUCCUUCCUCCCUGCAUCAAUGUCGGAUUUGGAGAACUUGGAGAUUUUAGAUUUGUAUCAAAAUUGUCUUGAUCACUUUCCUAGCCAACUUUUUUCUCUUCCAAAGCUUAAAAAAUUGGAUUGUGAAAUGAAUUUCUUCAGCACCACUCAGGAUGCCGAGUUUUCAAGUAAAUAUAAUGAACUUCUGGAAAAUUAUCGAAAGUCUUGUGUUGAAAAUCGUCUUGUGGGCCCGGCUGUUGAUAAAAAGCCAUUUGAAAAGUUUGGUUCUCAGUCGGAUGAAAAUGAAUGUUAUAUCGGAGCUGCGUUUUCUUUUGAGAGCGAUUUUGACGACGAAAGCUACAAAGGAAGGUACGAGGUCGCUUGUGCUGAUGAGAUGUGGGACUCAUCCAGUGACGAAAGUGAUUUCAAGUUCAAUCCUAAACUAUGCACUGCUGGAAGAAUUGAAAGAACUGAUGACUUGUGGGUGAAUAAGGAGGAGUUUAGGACUUUGCCUAAACUAGACUUGCCCAGUGAGCCAGGUCAAUUUGACGAUGCAAGCUUUUCAUCUGGAGAGGACGAUUAAGGUCAGCAUUUAAUUUUUAAGAGUUUGGAUGAAACAUCUAUUUAUUUUCAAAAAUAAAGAGACUGCCUGCUUUAUAAUUCAUAGUUUCGCUUUCUUUUGAAACGGUAAAUAGUCUUUUUUUCUAGUAAUUGGAUUAUAGAUCUUCUUCCCUUACCAAAAUUUAUCCAAUUUUGAAUCAAAUUCACUAACUUGUUUUUAAAUGUGACAAAGUUGUCAAUUUCAAAUCGCUAAUUGAACAUUAUAGGCGAUUUUCAUUGUUUUGAAAUUUUAAAUCUAUUUUUGUUAAAAAAAAAAUUGUCACCUGAUAUGUAAAACGACAUUGAAAACCUGACUUGGUUUUUGUAUUGGUCUGUUACCAUUUUCUUUUUUAAAGGGGCGAGCGACAAUUUUUGCUGAAUAAGAGAUUCAGAUUUGAAAAAUAUAAUGCGGUGACCCAACGUUUUCUGGCUGUAGAUCGAUCCAUGUAUGGUCUUUCCUAAAAAUUUUUUCCAAGGUUCGAAUCCACCCUUUAAAAAAUAACAUUUUUCUAUUAAAUUGCUUGCUCUGCGCGUAUGCAAUCUGUUAGACAGAUACUCAUUUGUUUAAAAUUUUGUUACAAAUUAUAAGAUAAUAGCAAAACGAGCUAGUGAAAGGAUUUGAAAUGAUCAGUCUCACUGCAUGCUCAUGCAAGCUGCUUUAUAUAUAAUAUAAUGAAUGAAUGGCUCCACAUCAAACGUUAUAAAUUGAAGCUGGAAAACAAAAUAAUCGCGGCAACAUGAUAUUCAUUGAAAACUAUUUAUGGUGAUGGUCAUUAAUUCAAUAAAGUAAAAUGCUCUAUUGAAUUUUGCUUAAGUGGCAGUGAAAAGCGCCAAUCUCGUAAUCAGACCGUGUGCGCGGGAA